Messenger RNA from Erythranthe guttata (spotted monkey flower), 2696 nucleotides. RefSeq lists its product as uncharacterized. Lineage: Eukaryota; Viridiplantae; Streptophyta; Magnoliopsida; Lamiales; Phrymaceae. The record is from RefSeq and is a predicted model, not a curated record.
UCCUCCACGUGCUCCGGAUCCACCACGCGAGGUUCAGGUGAUCCCCCCUCGGGACCCACCACUCGCCGAUCCUCCACUACAGGCUCCACCUCUACCUGCUUCUCGAACGGUUCAAAUAACCGAGGAGGCACUCCAACGGAUGAUAACAGAAGUUUCUACUCGCGCCGCCACUGAUGCGGUGGCACAAUACAUCGCCACGAUGGCAGCAAACGCUCCCCCUGCGAUCCCAGCAAACGCUCCACCCGCGAUCCCAGCUAAUGCUCCACCCGCAAUGCCACCCAGGGUACAGCAACCAGCCCAUAACAAUGACGAUCGGAUAAGUGUAUCCUCAUCCACCUCAGAUCCAAGAUCCCGGAUGCAGCUAUCUACCAAUCACAGGGAGCCACAACCCAGACAACAACGCCACCAUUCACUCCAACGGGGUGAUGCAUCUCUACGAAGAGCUCAUAUCUUUAAUGAAGGGGAAGACGAGAUAAAUAGUAGAGUAUCUCGCCAAAACCAGUUCCCCAGAUUGAACAACCCUAUUGACGGAAGAGCGCCAGUCCCAACAAGGCGCAGUCCUUUCACCUUGAACAUCCUCAACGAGGUAUUGCCUCAAGGAGUUAAAGUAUCAGGCUUACCUCAAUUCGAAGGAACUACCGACCCGCAGGAACACAUAGAGAAGUUCCACGCUAUGGCAGAUUUAUAUGGCCCAACAGAUGCAGCAAUGUGCAAGAUGUUCCGCACCACUCUUUCCAAGAGAGCCAUGAAUUGGUUCAAUGCUUUGCCCACAGGAUCAAUUGACACUUUCGCUCAGUUAUCAUUGCGCUUCACCAACCAAUUCGCCAUCAAUAAGCAAUAUGCUAAAACUCCAGCACAUCUCUUCUCUAUUGUACAGAGAGACAAUGAAACACUCCGCAACUACAUCAGGCGUUUCGUAGAGGCUGUUCAUGAAGUUCCUAGUGUAGGACAAGAUAUGCUCUCAGGGAUUAUGCAACAAAACCUGAAGUCGGGUAGGUUCAAAGAAUCUAUCGCAGGAAGACCUCCUGGCAACUUAGAUGAGCUGUUAAAUCGAGCUGAAAAAUAUAUACGCAUAGAAGAAGCUUCUGCCAAUGCUCCUCCCAAGAGGAAGAGAGAAGAUGACCGCCCGGAUAUUAGGAGACGAGAUGAUCGACGUCUUCCACCCCCGCCUCAAGGCCAAUCAUCUUCAAAUUAUAAUCGAUUCACUCCACUCAAUACUCGCCUCACUGAAAUACUUCAUGUGAUUGAACAAAAAGGUCUGGCAGAGCCUCCACGCCCAAUGCAACCCAAUGCGAAACGAGAAAGAUCGGAUCGCUAUUGUCGAUUUCACAAAGAUAAAGGGCAUACGACCGAGGAAUGUGCGCAACUCAAAUUGGCGAUUGAGAGGUUGAUCAAGCAAGGCCACUUGAGCGAGUACAUUGAUAAGCCUCGAAAUAAGCGCCACGAUGAUCUUCCACGCCGAGAUAACAAUAGAGAUCAACAGCAACGACGAGAGGAGGGGGGUCAUCGGCGCGACCCAGAUAACAAUGAUAACCAACCCACCCGAGGAAUCAUCUCCUUUAUCUCCGGAGGACCGGCAGGUGGCGAUUCACAAAACGCGAGACGCACCCUCGCUCGAUCAGCACGUAUGAAUCAAGAACAUGCUUCUCCAUCCGCAUCCGUCUAUCAAAUACGAAGACCUGAUCAUGGCAUAGUCUUCAACUCCUCGGACCUUGAAGGACCAGAUGAAGAUCAUGUCGAUGCGUUAGUGAUAACAGCAACGGUGGCCAACUUCAUAGUUAAAAAGAUAUUAGUGGACGGUGGGAGCUCAGCCGACAUUAUGUAUCUCCACACAUUCAAGCAGCUAGGCAUAGAUAACGCCCGAUUCAACCCCAUCACUACACCACUGAAAGGAUUCACGGGAGAAGGUGUUUUAUCCAUGGGGGAACUAGAGUUACCUAUCUCCUUAGGGGAAAAUCCUUGUCGAGUAACGAAAAUGAUAAAAUUCCUUAUCGUCGACAAACCAUCCCCUUAUAACAUCAUCUUGGGAAGGCCAGCGAUCCAUACAUUCAAGUCUGUGCCUUCAUCUUACCACCAAAAGUGGAAAUUCCCCACUCCUUACGGGAUGGGAGAGGUACUUGGAGAUAGGCGCCUCGCUCGAGAAUGUUAUGCAAGAGCUCUACGUGAACCAUCUAAGAGACCUAAUCAUUUAGGGAAAGGAGACGACACCCCGAGACAAGAUAAGCGAAAAUGGGUCAACGCGGUCAUCGAAGCUGAUAAAGAAAUCCUAAUCAGUGUACCCGACGACACCACCAAGCUAGCCGCAGUUGAAGAACUAAAAUCAGUAGAACUCAUACCCGGAGAUAAUUCUAAGCUUCUCCGCAUCGGCUCUGAUCUAGAUCAAGAAGUGGAGAAUCAGCUAGUUAACUUCCUUAGACACAAUGGGGACGUUUUCGCUUGGAAAGCUCAAGAUCUGACGGGAAUUCCCUCCAAAGUAGCAUUGCAUCGACUAAACGUUGACAAAAGAUUGAAACCGGUCAAGCAACGUAAAAGGACUUUCGGUCCUGAGCGCAACAAACAUAUCAAAGAGGAAGUGGCAAAACUCUUAGAUGCAGGCCACAUUAGAUCGGUUCAGACAAGUUAGCUAAACUUGGAAGUUCCAUGGCAAGCAUUGGAAGCCGGAAAAUCACCCUUCUCACGUCUUCCCAACCAGAAAU